CUACUGCUGUGUCAAGUCCCAGAGAAGUUUCUUCUCUUCCAAGUUACUAAUCAGACUAAGGAAGGGGCAGAGAGGAAAGGAGGGCUCGCUGCUGAUGGGUUAAGAGGUGCGACCACGCAGAAGCCAGCGGGAGAGCGGAGGGAGCCUGGCCAUGGUCACUGUUGCUCCCCUACCUGUGAGGAGAAAACGUACCGAGUGAGCGGCAGACACCAGAAACCAGAAAUGUCCUGCUUUUGGAGAACUUCUGACCUAGCGGUACUCUUGAUAUGGGGGGUCUUUGUGGCUGAAUCAAGUUGUAUGAAUGGGAAUCAAACGGCACAGAACAGUUCAUUACCUUUGGCAGAAGUUAACACUCCAGUGUCUGUGCAGAUGGGUACAAAGGCUCUGCUGUGCUGCCCUGCUAUUCCACUGACAAAAGCAGUACUCAUAACAUGGGAAAUAAUCCUAAGAGACCAACCUUCCUGCAGAAUAUCCUACAAAGUAGAAACCAAGGAGACCAAUGAAACCAACUGUACAAACAGGAGAAUCACCUGGGCCUCCACACCUGACCAGAGUCCUGACCUUCAGAUCAGUGCAGUGGCCCUCGAUCAUGAUGGGCAUUACUCAUGUGUUAUAGCAACACCUAGUGGGAAUUUCCAAGGGAGACAUAACCUCCAAGUUCUAGUCCCCCCUGUAGUAGCCCUGUCUCCAGGGAAAAAUAGAACUGCAGUUUGUGAGGCAACUGCAGGCAAGCCGGCUGCUCAGAUCUCCUGGACUCCAGAUGGGGACUGUAAAACAAAGAAUGAAUCACACAGCAAUGGCACCGUGACUGUCAGGAGCACAUGCCAGUGGGAUCAGAGCAAUGUGUCUGCUGUGUUCUGCUUUGUCUCCCAUUUGACCGGCAACCAGACUCUGUCCAUAGAACUGAUCGGAGGUAGUGGCAAAGCAUCACAAUCUUAUAUUCCGUACGUCAUCCCAUGUACUAUUAUUAUUAUUGUUUUGAUCAUCAUAGGAUGCAUUUGGCUUUUGAAAAUCAGUGGCUUCAGAAAAUGUAAAUGGACAAGACCAGGAGCUUCUACAGUUGUUGAGGAGGAUGACAUGCAGCCUUAUGCCAGCUACACGGAGAAGAGCAAUCCGCUCUAUGAUACUGUGACCAAGGUGGAGGAGGCAUGCUCGAUGCCACAAGGUGAAGUCAAUGGCACGGACUGGCUUGCUUUAUCAGCCACUGGAAUCUAGAACCAAGAAAAAUGAAUCAAGAGACACCAUAAUUACUGUUUUGCUUUCCUUAAAAUUCUACAAUGGAAGGAUUGCUUGGAAACUUGCUCUUCAAAAGUUCUUAGAAAGCACAAAUGUUCUAAUGGAUUUGCAUUUGUAGUCUUCUAUGAUUGGAGGUUUGGAAUCUUUGCUGCUACCAGUUAGUUCUUUGAAGAACUGAUGUAAUUAUUACAAAGAAA
Peromyscus eremicus (cactus mouse) is the source of this 1433-nucleotide messenger RNA. RefSeq names its product cell surface glycoprotein CD200 receptor 1-like. The coding region runs from base 223 to 1215 and encodes 330 amino acids. Lineage: Eukaryota; Metazoa; Chordata; Mammalia; Rodentia; Cricetidae. The record is from RefSeq and is a predicted model, not a curated record. The transcript is spliced from 7 exons. Gene Ontology annotation, cellular component: external side of plasma membrane. Gene Ontology annotation, biological process: regulation of neuroinflammatory response. Gene Ontology annotation, molecular function: signaling receptor activity.